GGUAGAAAGAAUCUGAUCAUAUUUGUCUCUUCAUAGGAGGAGCCCUUUUCUACCUUGUCUCAUGAUGGGCAGGACAGAAAAGGGAAAGGUGAAGGACAAAAGGCAGGGACAGUAGAUGCAUAAAUAGUCACUCCUUCCUUCUUACCUGACACUAUUUUUUGAAGCUCAGAAGCUGUGCUUGGAUAUUGAGAAUACAAGACUGGAGGACAACAAAUGGUCAUGGCUCAGGGGAAGUGCCUGCAAGGAGCAGUCUACUUGUGUGCAUCCAUGUUGCUGAGAUAGGAGGGACAAAGCACAACCACAGAGGACAACUGUAGGAAGACUGCUUAGGGGUUUCAAGAAAAAAUUCUGAGAACUUUGAUACUCUGAGAGCAAAGAUUUCAGACGCAACAGCAUUAGACCCCUUUGCUAUAGCUAGAGUAGCACUAGAUGCAGCCACAGAAGAGUAAAAGGAUCGGUAACCUAAGCCCAUAACAUCCCUGAAGAUGUCAAUGAAUAAUUCUCCAAAUGUAUUCUUGGAUCCAAAUGCAAAUCGGUUUCAAGUGAACAUAAUUAAUGAAAGCCAUGACAACAAUGAAACAUCCCAAGAGGAUGUGGGCUCUGACCCACCACAUUACGAAGAAACAUCUUUUACUGAUGAAGCCCAUAACAGACUGAAAAUCAGCUACAGACCAGGAAAGAGAGAAUUAUAUGACAAUUUCCUUCAAAACGGGGAGAAAACAGAAGCUAAUUUACAUCCCUAUGACACUCACAGUAACAUGUAUUAUCUACAAACUUUUGGCCAUAACACCGUGGACCCAGUUCCUAAAAUUGAUUAUUAUAGAAACACUGGCAGCGUCAGUGGGAAUAAGCUCAACAGACCAAGCUUAUUAGAAAUUCAUGAACAACUGGUAAAGAACAUAGCUGUGAACACCAGCUCAGUCGAGAGAGUGGCUAAUGGAGAAGGCACUGCUGGAGAGGACACAGCAGCCAGCAAGGAAGAAGAAAACAAAACAGGAUUUGUUAAGUUCGGAUGGGUGAAGGGUGUGCUGGUAAGAUGCAUGCUCAAUAUCUGGGGCGUGAUGCUUUUUAUUCGACUUUCCUGGAUCGUAGGUCAAGCAGGAAUUGGUCUCGGAGUCAUAGUUAUUGGUCUGAGUGUAGUAGUAACAACAUUAACAGGUAUCUCCAUGUCUGCCAUUUGCACCAAUGGAGUAGUAAGAGGAGGUGGAGCUUACUAUCUUAUCUCAAGAAGUCUAGGCCCAGAGUUUGGUGGAUCCAUAGGACUUAUCUUUGCCUUUGCAAACGCAGUGGCAGUUGCUAUGUAUGUAGUUGGAUUUGCUGAAACAGUGGUAGAGCUUCUUAAGGAGAGUGAUACGAUCAUGGUAGAUGAGUCCAAUGACAUCAGAAUAAUAGGCACGAUAACUGUUGUAUGUCUUCUCGGCAUCUCUGUCGCUGGCAUGGAAUGGGAAGCAAAGGCUCAAGUUAUUCUUCUAGUUGUUCUCCUUAUUGCUAUUGCAAACUUCUUCAUUGGGACAGUCAUUCCUACCAACAAUGAAAAGAAGGCAAGAGGCUUUUUUAAUUACCAAGCAUCAAUAUUUGCAGAAAACUUUGGACCAGCUUUCAGAGAUGGAGAAGGAUUUUUCUCGGUGUUUGCCAUUUUCUUCCCAGCUGCCACUGGCAUUCUCGCAGGAGCCAAUAUCUCAGGAGAUCUAGAAGAUCCACAAAGUGCGAUACCCAAAGGAACAAUGCUGGCCAUUCUGAUUACAACUGUUGCUUAUAUAGCAGUUGCAAUAUGUGCAGCCUCCUGUGUUGUACGAGAUGCUACUGGGAACGUCAAUGAUACAGUUGUAUCUGGAAUGAGCUGCAAUGGAUCAUCUGCCUGCACCCUAGGCUAUGAUUUUUCCAGAUGCAGAAAUCAGCCAUGUGAUUAUGGGCUGAUGAAUAAUUUCCAGGUGAUGAGCAUGGUGUCCGGCUUUGGUCCUCUCAUCACAGCAGGCAUCUUUUCCGCUACACUCUCAUCAGCUCUGGCAUCUCUUGUCAGUGCACCCAAAGUUUUCCAGGCUCUUUGCAAGGAUAACGUCUACAAAGCACUCCACUUCUUUGCCAAGGGAUAUGGGAAAAACAACGAGCCUAUCAGAGGAUAUGUUCUCACUUUUGUGAUUGCUAUGGCAUUCAUUUUGAUUGCUGAACUGAACACCAUUGCUCCCAUCAUCUCCAAUUUCUUCCUGGCUUCAUACGCUUUGAUUAAUUUCUCCUGCUUUCAUGCAUCAUAUGCAAAAUCUCCAGGUUGGAGACCUGCAUUCAGAUAUUAUAACAUGUGGGUGUCACUUUUUGGAGCCUUGUUGUGCUGUGCUGUCAUGUUUGUCAUCAACUGGUGGGCAGCUCUCAUCACUUAUGCCAUUGAGCUCUUCUUAUAUAUUUAUGUAACAUAUAAGAAACCAGAAGUAAAUUGGGGCUCUUCUGCACAGGCUCUUUACUAUGUUAAUGCCUUGGACAGCGCUCUGGCAUUAACUACGGUGGAAGAUCACGUGAAAAACUUCAGACCCCAAUGCAUAGUAUUAACAGGAGCUCCCAUGAUCAGACCUGCUCUGCUAGACAUCACACAUACUUUCACAAAGAAUAACGGACUCUGCAUCUGUUGUGAAGUGUAUAUGGGACCACGCAAGCUGUGUGUUAAGGAGAUGAACAGUGGCAUGGAAAAAAAGCAGGCCUGGCUUACAAAGAACAAAAGAAAAGCCUUUUAUGCGGCAGUGGCAGCUGAUAGCUUCAGAGAUGGAGUCAAAAGUCUCCUUCAAGCCUCAGGCUUGGGGAGAAUGAAACCAAAUACCUUGGUGAUUGGAUUUAAGAAGGACUGGAGAAAUGCUACAGCUACGGAAGUUGAGAACUAUGUUGGCAUUAUACAUGAUGCAUUUGAUUUUGAGCUGGGCAUGAUUAUCGUCAGAAUUAGCCAAGGAUUUGAUAUAUCCCAAGUUCUCCAGGUUCAAGAGGAAUUAGAGAAGCUGGAGCAGGAGAGAUUGGCACUAGAAGCUACCAUCAAAGAUAACGAAUUUGAAGAAGGAAAACGUGGUAUCUGUGGAUUCUUCAGAAAAGCCAGCAAGUUCAGUAUCUCAAAACACGAAACAAAAAAGGACAGCACCAUUAACACAAUACAGUCAAUGCACGUGGGUGAAUUCAAUCAAAAGCUGCUAGAAGCCAGCAUUCAAUUCAAAAAGAAGCAAGGAAAAGGAACAAUUGAUGUUUGGUGGCUCUUUGAUGAUGGAGGUCUAACAAUCUUAAUUCCUUACAUUCUAACUAUCAGGAAGAAGUGGAAGAGUUGCAAAUUAAGGAUCUUUACUGGAGGAAAAGUCAACAGGAUUGAAGAAGAAAAAUUGGUGAUGGCUUCACUUCUAAGUAAAUUCAGAAUAAAAUUUGCUGACAUUAAUAUUGUCUGUGAUAUCAAUAUGAAGCCCAGCAAAGAGAGCUGGAAAUUCUUUGAAGAGAUGAUUGAACCAUAUCGCCUCCAUGAAAGCUGCAAAGAUAUAACAACUGCUGAGAAACUGAAGCGAGAGACUCCAUGGAAAAUUACAGAUGCAGAGCUAGAAGCGUUCAAGGAGAAGAGUUACCGUCAAGUCCGUUUGAAUGAACUCCUACAAGAACAUUCCAGGGCAGCUAACCUCAUUGUUCUGAGUCUCCCAGUGGCAAGAAAAGGAGUAGUGUCUGAUCACCUGUAUAUGGCUUGGCUAGAAAUUCUCUCAAAGAAUCUCCCUCCAGUCUUAAUGGUUAGAGGCAAUCACAAAAACGUACUGACUUUCUAUUCGUAGUGAAACUUAUGUGCACAGAAUAUCCCAUGCUUGAUUUCAACACAUUUAUUUUUAAUGGUAGUGCUUUAUUAAAGACACUUAUCCAAAACAGAUCUAGAAUUUGACCUAUUAAUAGAAAAUUUUUCAAAAAUCCAAGACAGGACACAGUGGGGAGUUAGAUAAGAUAAUGUGACUGGUCCUUACUGGUUUUACACUCCAGUGCGGGCAAAAGAAGGAAAAUCUACCUGUGCAAGCCCACCAACAUUUUAAAAACCACAAACAAGAGACCACACUCAUUUUAUACACAACCUAAAAUCCUUUUGAUAUUUAUCCUAGUAAGCCAACAUUAACAGCUACAAUACAAAAAGCAUUAAAUCUAUAAAUAUUUCUUUCAUACUGCACUUUCGUAGUUGCCAACAGGCACAGAAGAGGAUUAAAAUACAAUAUACCAACUUUGGAAAUAGGAAAAAAGCUGCAUGGUAUCUAUCAAGCCAAAAUCAUAAAUAUAAUGCAAGGAGAAUACCUGCAGUGCUGUUUAAUUAUAGCAAUGCCAAAUUACUACCUAUGCCAAAGGCAUAUGCUUUUACCAAAAUUGUUUUCUUAAUUUUUGUUAAUUCAAACGUUUUCUAAUCUGAGAAACAAAAGUUAUGUACGCAAAAAUAAUGAUUCUAUAUAACAAGAGUUGACAAUGAAUUUUCAAGCUCUGAUAUGGAGUGGAAUCAAAUGUAUCAUUGCAAUAAUUAAAGGUGAUAAGUAAAUUUCCAGGAGAAAUUAGUGAAAUACUAAAUAUUCUGGCAAUUUUUGCUCUGAAUGUUGUCCAUUGAUAUAACCUGAGAUUAUAAAUUAGGAUCAUAUAUGCAGUGAUUUACAUAAAAGUGAUUACAAAAUGUAAUAAACUUGAGGUUUAGUCAA
This is a messenger RNA of Struthio camelus australis, 4670 nucleotides long. It is a transcript of the gene SLC12A1, whose product is annotated as solute carrier family 12 member 1. NCBI's taxonomy places the organism in Eukaryota, Metazoa, Chordata, Aves, Struthioniformes, Struthionidae. The record is from RefSeq and is a predicted model, not a curated record. Gene Ontology annotation, cellular component: apical plasma membrane. Gene Ontology annotation, biological process: chloride ion homeostasis; potassium ion homeostasis; sodium ion transmembrane transport. Gene Ontology annotation, molecular function: sodium:potassium:chloride symporter activity.